This is a messenger RNA of Hansenula ciferrii, 726 nucleotides long. It is a transcript of the gene LEA1, whose product is annotated as U2 snRNP complex subunit LEA1. Gene Ontology annotation, cellular component: U2 snRNP. The coding region runs from base 1 to 726 and encodes 241 amino acids. The record is from RefSeq and is a predicted model, not a curated record. Gene Ontology annotation, molecular function: protein binding; U2 snRNA binding. Gene Ontology annotation, biological process: mRNA splicing, via spliceosome. The transcript has a single exon. NCBI's taxonomy places the organism in Eukaryota, Fungi, Ascomycota, Saccharomycetes, Phaffomycetales, Wickerhamomycetaceae.
AUGAGAUUCACUCCAAAUAUCAUCCUCGAUGCUCCAUCAUUCCUUAAUCCAGACCAUGAAAGAACUCUAAGUCUCAGAGGGAAAAAAGCCCCAAUGAUUGAAAACUUCACAGUGAUUAAAGAUGUUUAUGAAGCUAUAGAUCUUACAGAUAAUGAUUUAAGAAUAUUAGGUAAUUUACCUAAAUUAACUAGAAUAAAAACAUUAUUGGUGGCAAAGAAUAGAAUUCAAAAUAUUCAAGAUGAUUUUUAUACCACAGUACCAAAAUUAACAAGUUUAAGUCUUGUUUCUAAUAAAAUUUUAAAUUUUAAGAGUUUAUUACCAUUGAAAGAAUUGAAAAAUUUAGAGAAUUUAUAUUUAUUAAAUAAUCCAAUCAGCCAAAAGGAUAAUUAUAGAUUGAAAAUAAUAUGGUUGUUACCAAGUUUAAAAAUCUUAGAUUUUAAUAAAAUUAAAGAAUCUGAAAGAACUCAAGCCAAAAAUUUAUUUGGUGAUUCAAUAACAAAUAUAAAUCAAAUUGAUUCAAAUUUCUUCAAUGAUGAUAUAAACAAUAAUAACAACAAUGAAGAUAUAGAUAUAGAUCAUGAUGAAGAACAAGUCCACACCAUACUAAAGAAAUUAACUGAAGAAGAUAGAAUUGCUUUAAAAGAAGAAUUGAAAACUGCAACUUCUUUAAGACAAAUCGAUACUAUUGAAACUGCUUUAAGAAAUGGUUAUAUAAAACGUGUGUAA